Pieris macdunnoughi is the source of this 453-nucleotide messenger RNA. The record is from the annotation of a GenBank genome assembly. Lineage: Eukaryota; Metazoa; Arthropoda; Insecta; Lepidoptera; Pieridae.
AUGCCCGAUCACGACAAGUAUCAGUUGCGUCCGCGCGCCGCGCGCUCCCGUGAGCCGCGGGCGCGUCGUUCGGCACAACCUCUUAGCAAGUAUAGAAGAAAAACGGCAAACGCACGCGAAAGAAGCCGCAUGCGUGAGAUAAACCGCGCCUUCGAGACCCUCCGGCGAGCAGUUCCCGCCGCGGAAAUUACGGGAAACCCUGUGCCUUGUGAAAAACUUACGAAAAUCACAACUUUGAGGCUGGCCAUGCGCUACAUCACGGCGCUUUCGACAGCUCUACGUGAUCCUGACGCACAACCAGAACGAUGGUCUUCCCCCUUUUGCUCGGAUUUAUCAGAAUUCUCAACGGAACAGGAGACGACCUCAGAGUUUACUGAAGACUCGUUAUCUCCCUUCGAUUCGUUCUUCGCUGAGUUUGAUUAUGAAUAUAAUAUGGACAGGACAUUCACGUGA